Messenger RNA from Bubalus bubalis (water buffalo), 1502 nucleotides. Its product is annotated as BOLA class I histocompatibility antigen, alpha chain BL3-7. Gene Ontology annotation, cellular component: external side of plasma membrane. Bases 88 to 1179 code for a protein of 363 amino acids. Lineage: Eukaryota; Metazoa; Chordata; Mammalia; Artiodactyla; Bovidae. Gene Ontology annotation, biological process: positive regulation of T cell mediated cytotoxicity; antigen processing and presentation of endogenous peptide antigen via MHC class Ib; immune response. Gene Ontology annotation, molecular function: signaling receptor binding; peptide antigen binding. The transcript has 8 exons. The record is from RefSeq and is a predicted model, not a curated record.
UAGAAAAACCAAUCAGCGUCUCCGCGGAUCCCAGUUAUAAAGUCUCCACCGACCCGCCAGGACUCUGCUUCUUCCCAGACCCAGAGGAUGCGAGUUAUGGGGCCGCGAACCCUCCUCCUGCUGCUCUCGGGGUUCCUGGUCCUGACCGAGACCCAGGCGGGCUCCCACUCGCUGAGGUAUUUCUACACCGGCGUGUCCCGGCCCGGCCUCGGGGAGCCCCGCUUCAUCGCCGUGGGCUACGUGGACGACACGCAGUUCGUGCGGUUCGACAGCGACGCCCCGAAUCCGAGGGAAGAACCGCGGGCGCCGUGGAUGGAACAGGAGGGGCCGGAGUAUUGGGAUCGAAACACGAGAAUCUACAAGGACACCGCACAGUAUUUCCGAGAGAGCCUGAACAACCUGCGCGGCUACUACAACCAGAGCGAGGCCGGGUCUCACACCCUCCAGCAGAUGUACGGCUGCGACGUGGGGCCGGCCGGGCGCCUCCUCCGCGGGUUCAUGCAGUUCGGCUACGACAGCAGAGAUUACAUCGCCCUGAAAGAGGACCUGCGCUCCUGGACCGCGGCGGACACGGCGGCUCAGAUCUCCAAGCGCAAGAUGGAGGCGGCCGGUGCUGCGGAGGCAUACAGGAACUACGUGGAGGGCCGGUGCGUGGAGGGGCUCCGCAGAUACCUGGAGAACGGGAAGGACACGCUGCUGCGCGCAGACCCUCCAAAGGCACAUGUGACCCAUCACCCCAUCUCUGGUCGUGAGGUCACCCUGAGGUGCUGGGCCCUGGGCUUCUACCCUGAGGAGAUCUCACUGACCUGGCAACGUGAGGGAGAGGACCAGACGCAGGACAUGGAGCUUGUGGAGACCAGGCCUUCAGGGGAUGGAACCUUCCAGAAGUGGGUGGCCCUGGUGGUGCCUUCUGGAGAGGAGCAGAGAUACACCUGCCGUGUGCAGCACGAGGGGCUUCAGGAGCCCCUCACCCUGAGAUGGGAACCUCCUCAGACCUCCUUCCUCACCAUGGGCAUCAUUGUUGGUCUGGUUCUCCUUGUGGUCACUGGAGCUGUGGUGGCUGGAGCUGUGAUCUGGAGGAAGAAGCGCUCAGGUGAAAAAGGAGGGAAUUAUAUCCAGGCUUCAGGCAGUGACAGUGACCAGGGCUCUGAUGUGUCUCUCAGGGUUCCUAAAGUGUGAGACACCUGCCUUAUGGGGACUGAGUGAUGCUUCAUCCCGCUAUGUGACAUCAGAUCCCCAGACCCCUCUUUCUGCAGCUGCAUCUGAAUGUGUCUGUGCUCCUAUUCGCAUAACGUAGGAGUUAGGGAGACUGGCCCACCCAUGCCCACUGCUACCCCUCCCCACUGCUGCCCCUCCCCACCCUGACCUGUGUUCUCUUCCCUGAUCCACUGUCCUGUUCCCUCAGAGAUGAGGCUAGACCAUGUCUAUCCCUGUCUUUGCUUUAUAUGCACUGAAUAAUGAUAUCUUAUUUCCUUAUUGAAAAUAAAAUCUGUAUAUAUGAA